Messenger RNA from Purpureocillium lilacinum, 1920 nucleotides. Lineage: Eukaryota; Fungi; Ascomycota; Sordariomycetes; Hypocreales; Ophiocordycipitaceae. The record is from RefSeq and is a predicted model, not a curated record.
AUGAACAGACGACCUAGACGACAACAUCGUGGCAAACGACCCUUCCGGGUCUUUCAAGCCAAUGUCGGAAAGAAUGGCCCCUCGCACGAUUGCGCACUCGCCCUUGCUGACGCGGAACGAUACGAGGUCAUACUACUACAGGAGCCCUGGACGCAAGUCCGCGACUCCCGCUGCCUCACCAAGACACAUCCUGCGUAUGACACCUACUCACCGGUCGGCACCUGGGAAGACAACGACACGCGACCGCGCGUCAUGACAUAUGUUCGCCGUGGCGCAAGACUCUUAGCCGACCAGCAACGUCCCGCUUACUCUCGAGACAUCCUCUGGCUCGCGAUCAACGGCGUAACGGUGGUGAACAUCUAUCGGGAACCGCACGUUGACACCGCCCUUGGAAUUCUGUUCGCAUGGCCGAUACCCAGCCAGUGCAUCAUCGCGGGCGACUUUAACGCGCGGCAUCACACGUGGCAGUUCGGGCCCUCUCACGGUCAUGGCAACAGCAUUGCGGCCUGGGCCUCCGAGAACGAUCUCUCGCUCCUCAACCCGAUUGACACCCCGACCAACGCCCAUGGCAACACGAUCGACCUCGCCUUCUCGAACAUUGUUCUCGCCCAGGCGACUGUAGAAGACCACCUAGCGACAAGCUCCGACCACUUCACCCUGAGCAUCUCUCUUCCCGCUCUGACACCAGCAAAGCUACCCAAGGGCAAGAUCCUGCUAGCCACUGACGACGAGUUGAAGCGCUACACAGAAAACAUAGAGGCCGGGAUUGCGACGAUCCCUGUUGCGGCAUCGACCCCAGGUGACCUCGACUUGCUGUCGAACGCGAUCAUCGACCUGAUGCAAACAGCCGCCCGCGCCGCGGGUAGACAAUCCCAGCGGCAGCCAACGGGAGCUCCCUGGUGGAACGAGGAGUGCAUAGCCGCCGUGGCCGAGCUCCGUUGUGUGAGGCGCGCCUUCCCCUUGGGCUUCAAUUACGAGGUACAAACCGCCCGCCGCGAACUGAGAGUCGUUGUCCGAAGAGCCAAAAGGGCGUACUGGCGCAAUCUCAUCAACGGAGUCCAGGAGGGCAAGGAUAUCUUCAAAGUCACGCGCUGGCUGACAAGCUCGGGCGUGUUCCGUCCCCCACCGCUGCAAGUGGGCGAGACGAUCGUCGAGACUCAGACUGGCAAGGCCGAAGCUCUGCGACAGGCCACCCUUGAGCGGAGGACGGCCGCCGACGAUAUUUCCGACCCAUGGAUACCCGUGGAUGUCACCACGCACAUUCCCUUCCAAGCAGAUGUACCGAUCGAAGAGGUCCAAGACUCUCUGCUCCGCACAGGCAAUACCUCACCCGGAGCCGACAACAUCACGGUGCGCCUACUUCGGACGGCAUGGCCUGCCAUCGGCAAACACGUCCAGCGCCUGUACCAGGGAUGCCUUACGAUAGGCUAUCACCCUCGGAGAUUCAAGGAAGCAGAAGUCGUCAUGAUUGAGAAGCCCGGCAAACGGGACCUCUCCAAGCCCCGCGCCUGGAGACCGAUAUCUCUGCUGUCCUGCCUCGGCAAAGGGCUUGAGAGGUUCAUCGCUCGCCGCCUCGCCUGGGCCUCAAUCCAUUAUGGCGUCCUGCAGCCCCAACAGAUUGGUGCGCUCCCAAAGCGGUCAGCAGUAGACCUGGUCGCCGCCCUCAUACACGAUAUCGAGGUGGCUCUAUCCCGCGGCAUGGUCGCUACAUUGGUUACUAUGGACGUACAGGGCGCCUUCGACACCGUCAUGCGCAACAGGCUCAUCCUGCGUCUGCGUCAACAGGGAUGGCCACUGAACCUUGUGAAAUGGGCCGCUUCCUUCAUGCAAGCCCGCUCAGCAGCCGUAAGGUUCCAGGAUAUCACAACGCCGCCGUCCCCGCUCGAAUGUGGCCUGGCUAUCUGCUUAUUUGACAAUUAA